AUGUUCGACUUCAGCUGCACAUCUGCCUGCAAUCCUCCCAACCCCACUGCCAACACAGUGAAGGUGAGCAUGGAGGACAUUGCCAAGCGGGAUGCCGAGGCGGCGGAUGCAAAGAUCAAGGAGGAGGAGAAGCGCAUCAAUGAAGAGCUGGCAGCGAAGGAGGCUGCACGUGUUGUAGCAGAGAGGGAGGCAAAGGAGCAUGAAGAGCGUCGCAAGGCAGAGGAGGAGGAGAGCAAGAGGCAGCAGGAGGAGCUUGAGCGAAAGGCCAAGGAAGAGGCCGAAGCUGCCGCUGCCGAAGCAGAGAAGAAGCGCGCGGACCAGGACUCAGCACAGCUCAAGAAUGAGGUUAUGGCGUGGUUGAAGAAGCAAGGCUUCACCGGUGUGAACGCGCCGAAGAAGUCCUUUUUCAGCAGCACCUAUGCGCUGCACAAGGCGGCCGAAGCUGGCAAUGUCAAGAUGGUAGGAGGACUCUUGGAGCAGGGCGCCAACCCGGCGUUGAAGAAUUCCAGCGGGAAGACUGCCAAAGAGGCACUUGAGCUAGGAGUGCGUUGGUUGAGUGCUGCUGGAUUUGGUAUUCAUUUGAGCAUGCUGACAUCCUGA
This is a messenger RNA of Effrenium voratum, 600 nucleotides long. Lineage: Eukaryota; Dinophyceae; Suessiales; Symbiodiniaceae. The record is from the annotation of a GenBank genome assembly.